This is a messenger RNA of Moneuplotes crassus, 1537 nucleotides long. NCBI's taxonomy places the organism in Eukaryota, Ciliophora, Spirotrichea, Euplotida, Euplotidae. The record is from the annotation of a GenBank genome assembly.
AUGGAGAGGAAUGAUAAGAGUGCUCAAGGACCUUUAAGCCUAGAGAUUGAUGUUGCCAGAAAGGAAACAAACACAAGGAAUUUGAUAAAUAAUGUGCUGAGUAGUAAACAAGGUGGUGUAUUAAAUCAUGGAUUUGUGUUUCAAUUCAGAACUAGGAAUACAAAUUAUUCUGCAAACGAAUUCUACAUUAAAGAUAUCUACAAGUUGAAUGUUUUGUCUUCUGAAGAAGAUCAAAAUGUCGAAAUAGUUACUUUAAAUUCAGGGAUUAGAGUUAAGUAUUUUUACAAAAUGCUUCAUUUCCAUAUGAAUAAUAAGAGCUGUUUUGAAAUAAGAGGAAUAGAACUUUGUAAAUCAUUCAGAACAAAUUAUGGAAUGAAAAGAUUGAUUAGAAAUGCUCAUUUUUUGAAAGAACUUGAUAUUAUUGAGGUGACUAUGACCUCUAAACACCUUUCUAGUGUACUCCUAUGUGGAGUUCAUUUAGAAGGAUUGGUUCUGCAGAAAUGAAAAGUGAGUGGACCCAAACUAACCUUCACAGCUAAUAGUUCCUCUUGAUUAAGAAGUAUUUUUAUUAAAUGGGGCUAUAGAAUAACUCCUCCAGAUGAUGUCAAGAAUGACCCUAAUUACCUUGACAACUUCUUAUGGCAUAUCAGCCAGUGUCCUUGCUCUGAGACUUUGGAUAAAGUUACGAUCCAAGGUAGUUUAGUUGAUAGAGAGUCUAAAGCUAUCAUCAAGGAAGAAUACCAGAAUUUAAGCUUCAGAUUUACUAUAUAUUAAGGUCUUGUGGCAAGUAUUUUCAUUAGCUUCUUAAUUUCAAUGGGCUUUCACUGGGACACGAAGUAAAAGGAUAUCACUCAGGUUUUGGAAGAGGGGAAAUUCCUUUUAAGUGAUAGCUAGUUAAGAGAAAACUUUUAGUUAAUCACAAGAAUUAAAGGAGAGUAUAUUUUAAUUGGGAGUGGUGUGUUGAUGAUAUAUGGGAGCUAGCCUGAUAGGUAGAAGAGUGGUGAUGAGGCAAAUGAGAGAGAAUGAUGAGAAAAAUUAAAAUUAAAGUGUUAUACUUAACACAAGUAUUGGCAUUUAAAAUGAUCAUUAGAAACUUUUAAAAGUUAUGCUUCGUAUUUCUUUUUAAUUUUUCAGAACUCUUGAUUAAAUAAAUCUCCCUCAAUACUAUAGACAUAAAUUUUCUUCUGUCCAACUUCGUUCUUAGUCAUUCACAAACUUUUUUUGCUUCAUCUUAUCCUUAUAGUAGUUUACCCUUUUGUAGAGUCUUUCCAAUCAUAGAUCCUUCCUCAGCUUUGCUUCUUUAGGCUCCAGUUAGGCUAGAUCUGAAAUUCCUGAAUACCACUGGGGAUUUAUCCAAGAGAACCUGAUUAGUAUUGGGAGAUCAGGAAAAGAAGGUAGUUAACUCAAAUUUUUACUGGCUCUGAUAAAAAAAGAGAGGAUAAAAAUCAACAAUCAGGAGGGUUGAAGAUAAUUUAUAGUGAGCGAUUUAUACUUGAAACAUCUUAUUAUAGUGAUAUAAUGCUAGCUAUCAUGAAUC